Gavialis gangeticus (Gharial) is the source of this 2129-nucleotide messenger RNA. It is a transcript of the gene METTL21C, whose product is annotated as methyltransferase like 21C. The record is from RefSeq and is a predicted model, not a curated record. The transcript has 5 exons. Gene Ontology annotation, cellular component: cytoplasm; cytosol. Gene Ontology annotation, molecular function: protein-lysine N-methyltransferase activity. Bases 604 to 1407 code for a protein of 267 amino acids. Lineage: Eukaryota; Metazoa; Chordata; Crocodylia; Gavialidae. Gene Ontology annotation, biological process: peptidyl-lysine methylation.
AGUGCUGCUGGAUCCCCUUACCUCUCAUCUCACAGCUUCCAGAAACUCCAGUAACUUCAGAGUGGACACAGAGUAUGCCCAUGGCUUUCUCCGCCACAAGAUCCUCUCCGAGGGGCAUUAUGGCUAUCCUUUCCCUGGAAGCAGGAUCUUCAGUGCCAUGUGAAUUUCUCUCUCGGUUUGGUCUGCUGCCAAUUGGCUGGGUAGGUUAGUGGUAUAGUAACUUUGACCAUGUUAAGCUGUUUGUUUGGGUUAGGACUGCAGCUGAUUACAUUGAGACAUAAAAUAGUUUGAAACCUAAAAACCACAAGAAAGGCAUCAGGAGAACUUGAAAAGAUUCAGUUUCUAAAGCAGACACAUUGUGAGAGCUUCAGAGACUGCCAAGGAUUUUUAGUUUGUUUAGCAAAUGUGAAAAAGUUUAGUGUAACAUAGCAAGUUCUUAGAGUGCUGCUUGGUAAUGUUACCCAAAAUAGCCUGCACUCCUACUGGCUGGUCUUUGUAAGUGGAGAAUUAAUCCUUCCAGGUGCACGUCUGUAUAAAAAUCUCUGGAGUGCAGGAGGAUGACAGGAAACUUCACACUCACUCAGCUAAAGAAGGAUUCCUGCCAUGAUUUCUGCACCACACCUGCCACACCUCAAUGAAAGGCAAAGAAUGGAGUGCCAAAGGGAGGAAGAGCUCUGUGAACACCAGUGUGAACCUGAACACUGCUCAAACUGCUCUGAUUGUUUGACAACAGCAUCAGAAUCCAACUCAGAUUCACCAAUAACCCUUAAAAUACUUCAGAAGUGGGUUCCUACAAUAUCCCCCUAUUUCGAUAAAGAGCAUUACUGUUAUGCAGGCCAGCAGAUCACUAUUCAAGAAUCAAUAGACUACUUUGGAGCUAUAGUUUGGCCUGGUGCAUUGGCUUUAUCUCAAUACCUGGAAUCACAUCAACAUGAGAUCAACCUCAGAGACAAAAAAGUUCUUGAAAUUGGUGCUGGAACAGGCCUGGUUUCCAUUGUGGCCAGUGUACUAGGAGCUUAUGUUACAGCUACUGAUUUGCCUGAAGUUCUUGAAAAUCUCAAUUUUAAUAUUUCAAGAAAUACACAAAACUUGAACGUACACAAGCCUGAAGUGAGAAAACUGGUGUGGGGAGAAGACCUCAAUGAAGAUUUUCCUAGACCAACUUACCAUUAUGAUUUGAUUUUGGCAAGUGAUGUUGUUUAUCACCAUGCAGCUCUGGAGCCACUGCUUACAACAAUGGUGUAUUUUUGUCAGCCAGGGACAGUGUUAUUAUGGGCAAACAAAUUUAGAUUCAGUGCUGAUUAUGAAUUUUUGGAAAAGGUUAGCAAUAUAUUCAACGUAAAACUACUAGCAGAAUUUCCAGAAUCAACCAUCAAGCUGUUUAAAGUUACAGCAAGGGAGAAUUAGAGAGGAAACAAUGAAGGGAAUAACUGCAUUGAUUCAACAGUAGCACUUCAAGGUUUAGAACAAUCUUAGCUGCGUAUUAAUACUUAAAAAACUUACAGUUCUGUAUUCUGCAUUGCAAUAUAUGUGAAAAAGUCAGGCUGUAGAACAAAAGUGAUACAGGAUAGAACUCAACAUCUGAUUUAUCUCAUAAAUGUAUAUGCAUCAUCUACUCAAACACAUUAACUUCAUUUUAGCAGUGGUUAGUAACAAACCACAAUCAGAAAUUUACUUUAAAACUCUGUAUGAACUAUUAGAUAUAGCUACAUUUUUUAAAUGUUUGCAUAUUUCUAUAUUGUUUUCAAAGCUGUUCUCUCACAAGUUUCAUUUAUGUACUCUUGGAGAAACCAAGACAAUUUUCAGCAUUGUCAUUUAUUUUUUAUUAAUUAUAAAAAUUCCUUUAAAGCAUCAGAGUGCACAUGGUGUUUUUUGAUCUUCAAUUCUGCACAUUUAUUCUGCUGUGUUUUACAUUUUUAACAUUAUUAAACAUAUAUGUAUAGCUUUACAAUACCUGAUUAAGAUUUAACUGUCUGGCACUUUUAUACAAUUAUCAGUCCAUCCAGAUAUUCAACUUCAUACAGAUUUUUGAAAGUUUGCCUGAAAUUACUCCAAGAUGAAGAUUUACAAGAGCACCUCUGCAUCAGCAAUUCUGAGAUAAACAUUGUGACAGUUUGAAAGGUUUUUUU